Cladocopium goreaui is the source of this 2007-nucleotide messenger RNA. Lineage: Eukaryota; Dinophyceae; Suessiales; Symbiodiniaceae. The record is from the annotation of a GenBank genome assembly.
AGAUUGUUCUUGGAAAUGGCUCGCGGCCAGAUUUCAAGAUGCUUUGGAGGUGUUGCGCCUUCCUGGCGUUCAUUGCACUGCCUUCGAAAAGCUCUUGGACAGAAAAGCUUGAUCACGGAAGUGUCUCCGGAUUUCCCAGCUAUGAAGAGGCCAAUAAGCUCCUUCAGCAAUUUCUGGAGCAACAUCCCAAUGAACUCACCAAGCAGCAGAUAGGGGAGAGUUACCAGAAAAGGCCAAUCUAUGCUUACAUCCUUGGGACCAAAUCGGGAAGGCAACGUCAUCCACCCCAGGUUUUGCUGACUUCGCUGACGCAUGCUCGAGAGCCAGCAAGCCUGACAGUUCUUAUGUAUUUUCUGGGACAUCUCUUGGACGAGUUCAAAGCAGGCGAUGCACAGGCCUCGUACAUUCUAGAGAUGCGAGAGGUGUGGCUGGUGCCCUUCGUAAAUCCCGACGGUUACGUCGCCAAUCAGGGCCUCCGAAGCAAGGUCAUUAGAAAAAAUCUACGACCAACAUGCAGAUCCGCUGUCAAUGGCGGGGUCGAUAUCAACAGGAACUUUGGCGUACAUUGGUCCGGUGGGUUCAAUGGUUGCAACGAAGAACAUGGUGGCACGCAGCCAUUUUCAGAGCCUGAGACUCGGGCUCUCCAGAAGAUUUGUGAGGAGAACAGUUUCAAGACAGCCAUGAACUUCCAUGCUUUCGGCAGCAUGCUGACACACCCGUACAACUGGGCCAAUACAGACCUGCUGCCUGCUGAUGAUAAAGCAGUUUACAAGGAGAUUGCCAAAGUAUUUGGUUGGAAGAAGUUCGGCACUGCCAUUCAGACUGUUGGAUACACGGCCACGGGCGAAUCGGAUGAUUGGAUGUACUCCAAGAGGCAUAUCAUCUCAAUGUCUCCAGAGGUCGGUCCAGAGUACGGUGGUUUUUGGCCGCCGUCGUCCGAAAUUGCUGGGAUCGACUCUCGCAACUUUGAAAGGACAUCGUAUGUCGUGCUGAAGGCUGGAAUGGAAUUGAAAGUGGAAGCCGUACGCCAAAGUCUCGGCGAGUUCCUCCAAAGAGAGUCUCGGCCACCAGGUUUGGAGAAUUUGGCCGGCGGAAUCCCCGACAAACUGUUUCAGCUCAGGAUUGACAACCUCGGACUGUCUCCAAGCUCUGGGCAGGUACUUCGAGUUGGCGUGCACGGAGCUGUCAAGGGAACCCCAGGUGACCCUGGCCUGCUGCUUCAGGAUGGCAAAACAACGCAGUUGGCUGCCAAUGAUGGAACGGUCUCACUUCAGGUCAACUCGAUUGACAAGCGCAGCAGCAAGACAGUUUGGAUCAUUCCGGCAAGGUCUUGGGAAAUUGAGCUCGGAGCGAUGACGGUUUGCGUGUCUGAGGUUGACUCUGAUUCUUCAAUCCGCGCAAUUUGCCAUUGCUCAGCGUCUGGCAGAGAGUCCUUUGCCUUCCCAGAUGCAACUGCUGGUCUUGACAGGCUGGACUCAAGGAUUUGCGCUGCGGCUUUGCACGGAGGUGUCUCACCUGCAGGUUCCACUGCUCCGCUUGCUACAACGAUUAAAGAGGCUCCACAUACAUCGCCUACAACCAGUCUGCAACUGGACUCAAGGACUUCUGCGACAACCAUGUCCCCUACAGCAGAUCAGCCUUUCUUUCAAAUUGCAUCAUCCGGCACAACUCUCUUGCUAGGAGAAAAGCAUGGAAAACAGUCGCUCAUAAAGUCUCCACUGCCUAAAGGUGAAGCAGAAAGCCAGGCGGUGUUUGCAACGUGGCUACUUCUGGCCCUGGGUGCUACAUUUGUCGGUAUGUUCGCGUGCCUCUUCAUGCAGAGUUUUGUUGUCCCUCGCGCGGUUGCAAGACGGGCUCCUUCGGCAGUGGAUUACGAACGUAUUCCAGGCUUGCAAGUCUCGCGCGCGGAGGACAGCGAUGACUUGGGUUUCAGCCCCCAGGCAUGAAACCAGAGCAAGUGAGUUGCGGGAAUGCCAAAAAAAAUCUGUCUCCGGAAGCUCUUCUCUU